ACGUAUCUUGUCUAGUGUGCAGCAAGCUCAUUGCAUGGAGAGAUUUUCACUGUGCUGAUGGUAUGUCACAUACACUUUGAGAAAGUUUUUUCUUUUCUUCAAACGUAUGAUGACAUGUGGCGUACCAUCCUUUGUUCGAGUGCAGUAAAAAAUCUCUCCACUGGAUGGUCGUACUUCCUUCUUUAAUGCAAAAUCUCUCCCUAGCAUUACUCUUAUAUAUAGAAGCUCCUCUUGAAGCAAAAGAUAUCUCUUUAGCUUUAACAGUUUGUUAAUCAAUUUCAAUUUUAUUACCAUGGCUUGUUAUCCCUUUCAACAAAAUGGGUUUUCAACAUCAUAUUCAGAUUCACCUCCAACUCAUUACACUCUAAAAAUCAGGUCGUUUUCAUUGCUAACCAAAAAUUUAGAGGACGAAUAUGAGUCGGGAGAAUUUGAAGCUGGAGGAUACAAAUGGAAACUAGUGCUCUACCCGAAUGGAAACAAGAAGAAAAAUGUGGAAGGCCAUAUCUCUGUUUACUUGGAAAUGGUUAGAGCUGAGUCACUUCAGAAUGGAUGUGAAGUAUAUGUUGAUUUCAGGUUCUUUUUGCUUGAUCAGAAUAAAGGCAUGUUCCUGGUUAUUCAAGAUGCCAAUAAAAAGGAAAAAUGUUUCCAUGCGAUGAUGCGUUAUUCGGGAUUUGAUAAGCUUAUCACUCUUACAUCGUUUACUAAUCCUUCCAAUGGAUAUGUCAUUGAUGAUAAUUGUGUGAUUGGAGCUGAGGUCUUUGUUUGUAAGGAAAGAAGCUGGCAAAGGAGAGUCAGUCUCGAAGAUCAAGGAUGAUGUUAAGUGCAAGCAUGUUUGGAAGGUUGAGAACUUUUCAAAGUUAGGUUCUGAAUGCUGCAAAUCAGAAACAUUCACUGCUGGAGAACGGAAAUGGAAGAUAAUUCUCUAUUCCAAGGGAAAAAGCCUUGGAAAGGGUACUCAUAUUUCUCUUUACUUGGGAUUGGAUGAUCCGGAAAAACUUCCUGGUUCCUAAGUAUUUGCAGAGUAUUCCCUGCGCAUUGUAGAUCAAAUGCAUGCCAGAUAUGAGUGCUUUAAAGGCAGGCAACGGGUUUUUGGUGAAGGAUGCUUGCAUAGUGGAGGCAGAGGUCACUGUCCAUGGAACUGCAACUGCACUGUAGUUGGCACGUCGUAUGUUUUGCUAGAAACCUUGUCACUGUCCAUGAUAUUGUAAAAGCACCGUCUAGGUGUGGGUAUACCAUAGUGCUAAAAUCCUUGUUCACCAAA
This is a messenger RNA of Pyrus x bretschneideri (Chinese white pear), 1261 nucleotides long. RefSeq names its product ubiquitin C-terminal hydrolase 12-like. The record is from RefSeq and is a predicted model, not a curated record. Bases 293 to 814 code for a protein of 173 amino acids. Gene Ontology annotation, molecular function: protein binding. The transcript has 6 exons. Lineage: Eukaryota; Viridiplantae; Streptophyta; Magnoliopsida; Rosales; Rosaceae.